AACCUGAAGAGGCCACACCAUCUAAACAUUCAGACUCUGAGGGUAACAAUAAAUCGGACCCAGCUGAUGUUUGGGCCAAUCACCAGAAGACAAGCCAGACGAACAGCCAGGGUCCGAUGAAGGGAUGGGGCAGGACGGUGGAAACAGUCCUCCUGUUGUUGAUGCAGCAACACCCACCUCUGAUCCGUCAGUUCACCGUUACCCUGCAGGUGGUCAUACGACCCCUGGUGACCAUGCCAGCAAUCAGAUCAAGGACAAAGAUUCAGAACAAGGUGUGGACGGGAUGCCACCAGAAGGAUACGUCCGUUCAGAGAAAACAGGAUAGAAAGAUGUGUAUCAGAGAUGGACCGCCUGCACUCAUGAGGGGCAGAGCACAGUCUGACACAACAGACCCUCCAGAGAAAAAUAAACAAGGGCAAACUGAUGAAUCUCAUUCUGACAAUGAGUCUGCUGAUAAACCUCCAGCAAGUCGUGAUGUGCACAACAAACAUGAUCAAGAUGCAAACCAGCUCAAAGAACCUGCAGACGUCAAACUGCCUGAGAACUCCGACACUGAGAAGGCAAACAACCAAGACCGAGCCAGUACACCCGGAGAAUCUGGUGAGGAGGCACAGUCUGGUCUGACACCUGAAGAGGCCUCACAGUCUAAUCAUUCAGACUGUGAGGGUAACAAUGAACCAGAUGCAGCUGGUGUUGAAGCCCAAUCACCAGAAGGUGAUCAAAAUGCAGUCAUUCCACUGUCUGACUCCUCCAACACUGAGGAAACAAACAACGAAGAUCGAGCCAGUCCACUCAAAGAAUCUAGUGAGAAGUCACAGUCUGAUCGUUCAGACUCUGAGGGCAACGAACCAGACCAAGCUGGUGAUCCAAGCCAAAUACCAGAGGACAAGCAGUCUAAUCUGAAACCUGCGCCUGUAAAGCCAGGUUCAGGAAGUACCGAUGCAGCAGUUGUUUCUUCUUCAUCUCCGGGUGCAAAGGCAUCUCUUGAACAUGAUCCAAAUCCACAUGAUAACAUGAACAAUGGUGAUACAGAGACAGACCAGCACGAAAAAACUGCAAAAGAUGUCCCAUGGUCUGACACAACAGACCAUGCAGAGAAAAAUAAACAAGGGCAAACUGAUGAAUCUCAUUCUGACAAUGAGUCUGCUGAUAAACCUCCAGAACCAAAGGUGAGGGCUGGUGAGGUUGAGGAACCAUCAAAGGAAAAUUCGGGAUCAGAUCCGGAUAAUACAGAAACAGAGAAAACUGUUGAAGAUUCUGACUCAUCAGAUAAUUAACAGAACGGUGAUCUCUCAGGCAAAACUGCAGAGGAAGAGUCCUCCAAUGUUCCUGUUCAGAAGGAUUCUGAUUAAAAAUCAGAAGAAGAUUCUAGACCACAACAGACAGUAACUCACACUGAAGAAGCUAAAGACCAGCAAGAAACACACAACACCCAGCAGUCUGUGACUUCCUCAUCAACUGAAGUUAACACCAGCAACAACAGCAAGUCUCUAAAUACUGCACAACAAAACCCAGCUGACGAAGAAUCUGACAGCCAAACCACAGAGGCAGGUCUAGUCUAGAAACUAGUGGAGAUAAAGAAGUGAGAUAAAAGAGAUCACUAAAGACGAAGGACAAAGACACACUACAGAAAGGUGAAGUUGAUGAAUCAGCCUCCAUGCAAUCGUUUUUCACUAGAAAGGAGAAAAUUAGAGGCAUCAGAUAUUGAAAGUGAAGUUGUAAGUCCUUCAUCUAUUUCUGUUGCCUUUUUCAUACAAGAUAAAAAGAGAUACAGUGAACAGAUGAACAGAUGGACACUUGGUUGAGGAAGUGAGAGCUCAAGGUGAAACUCAGUACAGACUUUGGUUCAUUUCUUUUAGUUAUAUCUUUGUCUCUAACAAUCCCAAGUAUGUGUACUUUUUGUAAAAUGUUAGAUAUCUGUGUUUUCAUGUUUGACUAACAGCUGAGUUCUACAGUUUUUAUAUUGUUGUCUUUUUAAUGAUACAAAAAAGUAUUUGUUUAUCUUAAUGUGUAUUUUUAAUAAAUUAGAUAAAGAAGUUAAAUAUGUAACCAUUGAUUUAAAAGCACUAAUGUUCUGAAUGUAAUGCUAAGACAUUUAAGCUAACAUAUUCUGGAGCUGCAAGUUGAAUGCUUCAUUGAAGAUGUUUUGUGAAAGAGAGAUCAUCUAAAACCUUCAUGGUGUUUUUUUUCUCCCUUUAUUUACAUUUAGACCAGUUUGUAGUGCUAAUAUUUUCUUGAAAAUAUUUUAAGUUUUUAAGGAGCUCAGGGUUUAAUGUUCACUACUUUUUGUGGUUUUCUUGCUUGGAUUUUGGUGCUAAUGUGAAUAGCAGUAAAAGUUGUGAAGAUGGACAUGUUGUAAUAGUUGUUGCACUGAUCAUUAAAACCUAGUAGACUUGUUUA
This is a messenger RNA of Notolabrus celidotus (New Zealand spotty), 2400 nucleotides long. Its product is annotated as dentin sialophosphoprotein-like. The transcript has 9 exons. The record is from RefSeq and is a predicted model, not a curated record. Bases 117 to 1277 code for a protein of 386 amino acids. Lineage: Eukaryota; Metazoa; Chordata; Actinopteri; Labriformes; Labridae.